GAAGAAUCAUCAUCUCAACAAUUCUCCGAUAAUUCUUCGGAGUGAUGAAUUAAAAGGGAAAAAGCUGAGUGAACCAAUAUAGCAGUUUAAGUCGUGACAAAUAAGAAAUGGCUUGUAGAGGUUGUUUGGAGUGUUUGUUGAAGUUACUAAACUUUCUGCUUGCUGUUGUUGGACUUGGCAUGAUUGGUUAUGGUAUCUACUUAUUUGUUGAGUACAAGAGAGUUACCGAUAAUUCCGUUACAUUCGGUUUGACAAAUGGCGAUCAAAGUUAUGUUUCGUUUGGGAGGCCUAUGCUUAUGGCUGUGUCACUGUCUUCUAAUGUCUUUGACAAUCUUCCCAAAGCCUGGUUCAUAUACUUGUUCAUUGGUAUUGGAGUGGCUCUCUUUGUUAUUUCUUGCUGUGGCUGCGUUGGUACUUGUUCGAGGAGCGUCUGCUGCUUAUCUUGUUACUCUCUGCUUCUGAUCUUGUUGAUCUUGGUGGAGCUUGGAUUCGCAGCAUUUAUUUUCUUCGAUAACAGCUGGAGAGAUGAACUUCCUUCUGACAGGACUGGAAACUUCGAUACAAUAUAUAAUUUCCUGAGAGAGAACUGGAAGAUUGUUAGAUGGGUAGCUCUAGGAGCAGUUGUUUUCGAGGCUUUACUCUUCUUGCUUGCCCUUAUCGUUAGGGCAGCUAAUACACCACCAGAGUAUGACAGUGAUGAUGAAUAUAUAGCUCCAAGGCAACAAAUCAGGCAGCCAUUCAUCAACCGCCAAGCCGCCCCUGUCACUGGUGUCCCAGUUGCUCCUACUUUGGACCAACGCCCAAGCCGCAAUGACCCUUGGAGUGCACGUAUGAGGGAAAAGUAUGGGUUGGAUACAUCUGAGUUCACAUACAAUCCCUCGGAGUCACACCGAUUCCAGCAAAUGCCAGCGCAACCAAACGAAGAAAAGGGCCGAUGCACCAUCAUGUGAGUCCAUUUUAAAAGUCUUGAAAAGUUCAGUCAAUUCUCUUUUCCUGUGUUUAUUUUUUCUGCGUGUAACAAUCAAGAGUGUCAGUAAAAUUAGGGUUCCUUGUUUCUGGGUUGAUAAUGACUCUAGCAUUUGAGAUCUCUAAUCAACCUAGUCACGGUCU
This is a messenger RNA of Arabidopsis arenosa, 1110 nucleotides long. The record is from the annotation of a GenBank genome assembly. NCBI's taxonomy places the organism in Eukaryota, Viridiplantae, Streptophyta, Magnoliopsida, Brassicales, Brassicaceae.